AUGGCAACCUUUUUGAUGAUACAGAGCCCAUUAUUUGGUCCCAAGAUUGUUGCCCCAGACAAUCACUUCAUUACUGUGCCUCAAGUGAGUGAGGGUCAGGGCCAGCAGGACAACUGCGUUGUGGCCGCCCUUCAAAGGAAAAUUGAGGAACGUCUUGUGAAGGAUGCAAAUGCUAAGGUGAUAUUCCUUGACAUUAAUGGGGAGCCACGAUCUACGCGUUGUGUCUACGAAUCGUUGUACGAGACUCUGUUUGUCAAUGAUUCGGUUUCCGUUCAUCAUUUUACGGACGCGGAAGGCGGUAUCAAGCGUCGUCUGGUCAUUCUCUAUCCAAUGUCAAAGAAACGUCGUGGUGAAUUGCCAAAGGUCCAGCUGUUGAGAAAGCUGGACAAAACGGUCAAAACAGAGGAGCAGUCGGGGUUGGAACUCUUGGAUCUGCGUCACUUUGAACGAGACGGCAAAGUUCUGGAAGGCAUGGGGGUGUUGAACUUUUCGUACAACGGUGAGUUUGUCUACAUGGCGCUUUCUUCGCGCAGCAACGAAGAGGUUCUUGAUGUUGUCUGCAGCCCUGAAUACUUGAACAUUCCCAAGGGGAAGCGGUUUAUCUUCACUGCUGUGCUUCCACGUUUUGCUGACAAUGGACAUAAGACCGGUGAAGACGUUGUCCAUCACACCAACCUUAUUGGCUGGUGCGGAAAGGGCAUCUGUGCGUGGGGCCUUGAAUUUUUGCGCUUCCCUUCUGAGGAGAAGAAGAACGCCUUUUACGAGCACCUGGAGGAAAGGUACGCGAAGAUCCUCAAUCUCAACGCCGAGGAGAUUCGCGCCUUUGCUGGCAACGCCUGCGAGAUUUCGCUUUCUACGGGGGAGGGUGAACGUCACGUUCUGUGUAUUUCUAAUCUUGCCAUCAACUCUCUUCGUGACCGCAACGUCAAAAUCCUUAAAGAGUGGUAUGGGCAAGAUAACAUAUUUAUCUUCUACGGAGAAACACUCGAACGCCGGGCUGGUACCUCGGUUGGCGGAUUAAUCGGCCGCCCAGUCACCCACGGCGAGGUUCUUCCUGCCCCUGGGAACGUGACUGCUUUGGAAGUGGCACGUGUCGAUGAAAAGGUUAUUUGCCCUACGGUGCGUCGUUAA
Trypanosoma rangeli is the source of this 1131-nucleotide messenger RNA. RefSeq names its product linear amidine hydrolase. The transcript has a single exon. NCBI's taxonomy places the organism in Eukaryota, Euglenozoa, Kinetoplastea, Trypanosomatida, Trypanosomatidae. The coding region runs from base 1 to 1131 and encodes 376 amino acids. The record is from RefSeq and is a predicted model, not a curated record.